Penicillium verhagenii is the source of this 3240-nucleotide messenger RNA. It is a transcript of the gene treA, whose product is annotated as alpha,alpha-trehalase treA. NCBI's taxonomy places the organism in Eukaryota, Fungi, Ascomycota, Eurotiomycetes, Eurotiales, Aspergillaceae. The transcript has 3 exons. Gene Ontology annotation, biological process: trehalose catabolic process. The record is from RefSeq and is a predicted model, not a curated record. Gene Ontology annotation, cellular component: fungal-type cell wall. Gene Ontology annotation, molecular function: carbohydrate binding; alpha,alpha-trehalase activity. The coding region runs from base 1 to 3240 and encodes 1079 amino acids.
AUGCAGUUAAAGCCCUCUCUUUGGGCGGUGCUCCCACUGCUUUUGAAUCUCAGUUCUUCAGUCCAGGGAGCCAGUUCACCUGCUUCAAGGAAUCGUAUUGCAAAAUCUUUGCGAAGAUACACCGGAGCUAGUCUAGGCAACUCCAGCAACAAUGUCUACCAGACCGACUUCGAUGGCGUGACCUGGGAUGAUGAUAACUGGCUGCUAUCGACCACAAAUCUGGAGCAAGGACAAUUCCAGACGCGAGGAUCCGUGGCGAAUGGUUACCUGGGCAUCAACGUUGCCAGUGUAGGUCCGUUUUUCGAGGUUGAUUCGCUUGAAGAUGGGGGUGAUGGGAUUAGCGGCUGGCCUUUGUUCUCCCGCCGACAGUCAUUUGCGACAAUCAGUGGAUUUUUUGAUGCGCAGCCUAAUACCAAUGAGUCCAACUACCCAUGGCUGUCCCAGUAUGGCUGGGAUAGUGUGAUCAGUGGAGUGCCACACUGGAGUGGCUUGGUUUUGGACCUUGGCAACGGCACCUACUUAGACGCCACUGUCGACAACACGACUAUCUCCAAUUUCAGCUCGACUUAUGACUUCAAAUCGGGUGUUUUGCUUUGGAAUUACACCUGGACCCCUGAGGGUGCAAGUGGAUCUUUUGCCAUUACCUAUCGCCUUUUCACCAAUAAGCUUUGGGUUAACCAAGCCGUGGUGGACAUGCAAAUCACUCCGAGCGUUGAUACAAAUGCCACAGUCGUAAACGUUCUGGAUGGAGCUGCCGCCGUACGGACUGAUUUCGUCAAUUCCGGCGAAGAUGACGGUGCCAUUUAUUCUGCUGUGCGACCAAAUGGAGUGGCAAAUGUCACUGCCUACAUUUACGCAAACAUUACAGGCCCCGGCAUCGACUUGUCUUCGCUACAAAUUGUGACUGACAAGCCAUAUGUCAGCACAAACGACUCAUCUAUUGCCCAAUCUGUCACUGUUAAUCUCAAGGCUGGCACAAUUUCCCACAUCACCAAAUUCGUUGGUGGGGCAUCUUCGGAUGCCUUUGAAAACCCCCAACAGGUCGCCAAGAAUGCUUCUUCGACCGGCCUGAGCAACGGAUACCUUCGAUCUUUACAGUCUCAUGUAACUGAGUGGGCCAGCGUCAUGCCGGAUGAUUCGGUCGACCACUACACAUUCCCCAACGGUACUCUGCCACAAGAUCCCCUUAUUAUCGAUUCUGCUGUGAUCGCUGUCGCAAACACAUACUACCUUCUCCAAAACACCGUUGGCCCCAACGCGGUAAAUGCGUCUUCAUCAACCUCUCUGAACACAGACAGUAUCUCGGUGGGUGGUUUGACUUCUGACUCAUACGCUGGCCAAGUUUUCUGGGAUGCCGAUCUUUGGAUGCAGCCUGGUCUCGCGGCAUCACAUCCUCAGUCUGCUCAGCGUAUCACCAACUACCGCGUGAAGCUGUAUGCACAGGCCCAGGAGAAUAUCAAGACUUCCUAUGCUGGCUCCCAGAACCAGACACAGUUCUCUUCGUCUGCAGCCAUCUUCCCAUGGACUAGUGGGCGUUAUGGCAAUUGCACUGCUACUGGCCCUUGUUGGGAUUACGAAUACCAUUUGAACGGAGACAUUGGCAUGUCAUUCGUUAAUCAGUGGGUCACUACGGGUGAUACUCAAUUUUUCAAGGAGACUCUCUUCCCAAUCUAUGACUCUGUUGCUACGCUAUACACAGACCUUUUGGAGCGCAAUGGGUCUUCGUGGACUUUGACCAACAUGACAGAUCCAGACGAGUACGCGAAUCAGGUCAAUGCGGGUGGCUUCACCAUGCCACUCAUUGCCCAGACAGUCACAAAUGCCAAUGCCUUCCGACAGCAAUUUGGGCUUGAAGAAAACUCAACCUGGGACGAAAUGGCUGAUAACGUUUUGAUCCUUCGCGAAAAUGGAGUGACUCUCGAGUUCACUACAAUGAACGGGAGUGCAGUGGUAAAGCAAGCCGAUGUGGUUUUGAACACAUAUCCGCUAGACUACACGUCAAACUACACUACAGAAGAUUCCUUGAAUGACCUAGACUACUAUGCGGCCAAGCAAUCAUCUGAUGGGCCCGCUAUGACCUGGGCGAUCUUUUCCAUCGUGGCUAAUGACAUGUCUCCGUCUGGGUGCUCAGCUUAUACAUAUGCCCAGUAUGCGUUUAGACCAUAUACCCGGGCUCCAUUCUUCCAGAUGUCAGAGCAGUUGAUUGACAACUCCACCACCAACGGCGGUACUCACCCCGCGUUCCCAUUCCUCACUGGUCAUGGUGGUUCUAACCAGGUUGUCCUGUUUGGAUACUUGGGGUUGCGCCUGAAACCGGACAGCACUCUCCAUGUGGACCCGAAUUUGCCACCUCAAAUUCCCUAUCUCACGUAUCGAACUUUCUACUGGCACGGAUGGCCAAUCUCUGCUUGGUCUAACUAUACCCACACCACGAUCAGCCGGGCUUCCUCUGCUCCUCUCGGCACUGCAGACAUGCAAUUCGCAAACACGUCGAUCAACGUCAGCGCGGGCUCGGAUUCGAACUUGACAACUUACCAGCUGCCCUUGACCGGCUCAGUGGUAAUCCCCAACCGCCAGGUCGGGUCUUCGAACACAGUGGCCGGAAAUCUAGUACAAUGCCAACCGGUAGAUUCCCUCGAUUCCUACCAGCCUGGCCAAUUCCCCAUUUCUGCAAUCGACGGAGCAGCUUCGACUAAAUGGCAGCCAUCUCUCGCAGCAAACUGGAGCUCUAUUACUGUCUCGCUCGGCGAAGAAAAAGGCUCUAUGGUGACAGGCUUCUACUUCGAUUGGGCCAAAGCUCCCCCGGUCAACGCGACCGUGAUAUUCCACGACCAAAGCAUCCAGCAAGCGUUGACCUCGUAUGACGCGACCAGUCCGAGCUCAGACUACACCGUUGUGACUACGCUCAACGGAAUCGCGCUUUCGGAUCCCUAUGAUGCGACAACCACCAACCUUGAUACAGUUGUCAUUCCCACGGGAAAUACCACCAACGUCACACUGCCUUCACCUAUCCCGGCUACGCAAUAUGCAUCGCUGCUGAUUUUGGGAAAUCAGGGUCUGGAUGCUGUUGAUGUGCAAUACAUGAAUGGAACAGGUGCGACGGUUGCUGAGUGGGCUAUUCUCGGCCCGACCAACACGACUUCGUCUGCUUCCAAGAACAAGAAGAGGAAGUUGGGAAUGAAGGCGGCGAGCUUCUCAGACUCGGGAUCGAUGAUGCGUCGUCGUCGUGCUCAGCACUAG